Molecule: messenger RNA, 2975 nt
Organism: Poecilia reticulata (guppy)
Lineage: Eukaryota; Metazoa; Chordata; Actinopteri; Cyprinodontiformes; Poeciliidae
Gene: gps2
Product: G protein pathway suppressor 2
Biological process (GO): regulation of transcription by RNA polymerase II
Cellular component (GO): transcription regulator complex
Molecular function (GO): transcription coregulator activity
Source: RefSeq, a predicted model, not a curated record
AACAAGACAGCCAGCACAGCCUGAUAGUCAUCCUCAGCUCCUUCCAAUAUAAGAUUUGACUCAGGCAACUAAAUUAUCUCCUUAAAUAAUAUGAUUUGCUUGUCUGCAGCUUUCUCUGUGUGGACAAAUUCUUCUGUCAUGAUGUAUAAUGGUUGAGUUGGAACCAAGUGCAGAAUGAAAAUGACAGCUGUUUGCUAAUUGGAAUAGAGAUCUGAUUUAAAAAGUGACCUUUACAUUUAAGAAAUUGUAUUACGUCUAAAAAGUUCAUGGAGCAAUCCCCUAUCACACCCACAAGCGAAAAAAAUUGGGCAACGAGGGAGGCGGGGCACAGAGGAACCGGACCCUGCCCUUCUACACACAGAGACAUGCUCUCUCCUGUCCAGUAGGUGGCGGUAAUGCACCUGCAUAAGCUGCUUACCAACCGUCAAAAAAAGAAUAAGAAGUUUUAUUUUUUUUUUUCCUCCUAGUGCGUUAUCCGGAGUAAAACGCUGAAAACAGCUGGAAUUUAGGUUCUCAUUAUACGCAUUGCAAAACGACAAAACUGGCCCCUCCACUGCCUGUCACCAUGCCCGCCCUGCUGGAGAGACCCAAGCUGUCCAAUGCGAUGGCCAGAGCCCUCCAUAAGCAUAUAAUGAGGGAGAGGGAGCGCAAGAGACAAGAGGAAGAGGAAGUGGACAAAAUGAUGGAGCAGAAGCUGAAGGAAGAGGAGGAGAGGAAGAGGACAAAAGAAAUCGAGGAGAGGAUGUCCUUAGAGGAGACCAAAGAACAGGUCAUGAAGAUGGAGGAGAAACUUCAGGGACUCCAAGAAGAGAAACACCAGCUUUUUCUGCAGCUUAAGAAAGUCCUCCACGAGGAGGAAAAGAGACGCAGGAAGGAGCAGAGCGAUAUCACAACCUUGACAUCAGCCAGCUACCAGCCCAGUCUGUCCAUGCACACAGGACAGCAUCUCCUCAGCAUCCCAGGAAGUCCGGUGAGUCACAGCCGACCCGGCGCCCUGCUGGGAGAACGGAGCAAGCAGCUGUUCCCAGCCUCUGUCAUCCCGACCCGUCAUUAUCAGACGCCCGGGUUCAGCUCCAGCUCGGCAGAACACGGCCAGUUCAGCGGCAGUCAGGGGGUCCACGAGCCCUACGGCGUGGCCGCGUCCCAGCACCCCUCCACCUACGCCCCCGGACCCUCUGUACCCGUGAGCUUCGCCAGCAGCUCUCAGAUCAGAGGAGCGUCUGCUUUCCAAGCCAUGCAGUACCUCCCUCACCAGCAGACGGGCUAUCCUGUUCACAGCCACUUCGCCUCCCAGCCUGGAUUCAUCUCUGGAGCUUCGAUACCCCUGCAGAAGCAGCUGGAACACGCCAACCAGCAGUCGGGCUUCACAGAUGCAGGAGCUUUGAGGCCCAUGCAUCCCUCUGCAAUGCAUCCUUCUGCUUCAGGUCUGCUGCCCACACCCAUGGUCCAGAUCCCCACAGCCAAGGCUCCGUUUCAGAGCUCCCCACAGGGGGCCCCACGUCACAGCUUCCUCGCCCACAGCCAGAGUGGGCAGAGGUUCUACCACCACAGCAAGUAAAGCUCGGCCACCUUCGUCUUUCUUCUUCUGCUGCAGCUUCACCGCUAUGAGGAGGAACCCGUUGCGGAUCACUCUGGAUUUCAAAUAAAAACAUAGAUUGAUUUGUGCCAUAAUGACUAUAACUUUCACAAUGUAGUUAUUUUGACUUUUAAUAAGCUAACAAGAAAAGCUAGAAUUCACGUGAUUCCGUUGUUUUUCCUUGCUUUAAUUUUUUUCCACAACUUUUAAUGAAUAACAUUUGUAAGAUAUUCAUUAAAAGUUAUGCUGCGUAGAGCCUUGUGGCCAGCAGGGGGCGCACAAGAGCAUUCGAGUCAAAAUUAUGUCAGAACUUAAGUCUAGAAAGGAUGGGCAUACUUUUAUAUUUACUCAGAUACCAAAUUACCGAUUUUAACAACUUUCUACGUUGAACCUCUAACCUUGUGGAAUGUUUUAAUUUUUCCAACUUACAAUUUUGUUAAUUCCAUACAGAAACCACCAUAAAACAGCGACGAAAAGACAAGGAAUUUGUGAAUUAGUUCUGAUGAAACGGGAAAUUUAAAGUUGUUUAAAAGGUUACAAGAAAUUAAUAUUACCUGCAACAUACAAUUCUUAUGACAUCUUUAGUUGUCAGCCUUUUGUGUAAAUCCAGGUUAUUUGGACUCAGGUGCUAAAGCUAACGGCUAGUCCCAAGACAGACUAAGACCAGCUUUGACUUUUACUGCCUUCGACAUCUUCGAUCUCAAAAACAUCAGAUUAUGUGAAGAGUUUUCUGUUGAACUUUAAAUCAUUGUCAAUUUUGGAUUAAAUUAUUACAAAAAAGUAAACAUCAGCACAUUAGAAACAAAGGCUAGAGGCGGUGCGCCACCGAAGAUCUUCCUGUGUGAAACACGUAAAGCAUUUUCAAUCAGAGCAAAUAUUAUGAAGGAAGAAAAAAAAUCCCAAUAUAAUGUUUAAAUGGACACGUUGAAGAUGGUUUUUAUUUUUUAACUCAUUUAUAUCAGCUACUCCAACCAGGAACGCUGCAGAUGUUUCAGGAAGACCACUGGUGGUGCACCGCCUCCCACCUGCAUUUCUAUGUGAAAUGAGCAGAACCUCGUUUCACAAUAAAUCCUCAAUUCUCCUCUUAGAAGUGGUUCUCCUGGUUCCGACUGUGUAACGGACCUCCAGAUGUGGCCGAGCUCAGUUGAAAGGAAGCUUAUUUUGAAACUGGUCUGAAACCUUUUCAUGGUCUUAAACGUGCGUCAAACUGUUACUUUUCUAUUAAGCCGACCUGUUUUCUUUCCUCGCAGGUGGUUAGAUUCACUCUGGUCCUCACUCAGGCUCGUAAACUUUGUGUUAAUACUUUGGAGCGUUGCUCUUUGUUUUGUCGUCCUCUGCGGCAUUAACUGGCUUAAAGCAUUCGUUUAAAACUGGCUAAAUAAACAAUAAGUCACACUCA